AUGGCAACUCUUAAAGGCCCGGGACAAGCUGAAAAUCAUCAUGGCGCAAACCUCCGUGUCGCCAUCGUCCAUGCUCGCUGGAAUAGCCCUAUAAUCGAAGCUCUAGUUGGCGGCGCAAAGAAAAGGAUGCUCGCGCUAGGUGUUAAGGAGGAAAAUAUUAUCAUAGAAAGUGUCCCGGGGAGCUACGAAUUGCCCUUUGCGGUCCAAAGAAUUUAUACAGCAUCGCACGUGCAGGCAGCUUCAAUCGCCUCUGGGACUGUGGGUAGCGCGACUACCGACCUUUUAUCUUCGCCUACCUCAGAUCCCAGAAAGCUUACUCCCGCGGCAGGCCCGAAUCCUGAUACCAUGAGCCCACAGUUGGCCCCUGCAGCAACACCCUUUGAUGCAAUAAUCGCCAUCGGCGUGCUUAUCAAAGGGGAGACAAUGCAUUUUGAAUAUAUUGCCGAUGCAGUUUCGCAUGGCCUGAUGCGUGUCCAACUUGACACUGGUGUUCCCGUUAUAUUCGGACUACUGACCGUGUUGACGGAGGAGCAAGGCCUAGUGAGAGCAGGGAUGGUGAAGGAUAAAGCUGGAAAUCAGCACAAUCAUGGGGAGGAUUGGGGUAGCGCGGCGGUUGAGCUUGGCGUCAAGAGGAAAGCUUGGGAUGGGGGAAGGCUAGCUUAA
This is a messenger RNA of Uncinocarpus reesii 1704, 663 nucleotides long. RefSeq names its product 6,7-dimethyl-8-ribityllumazine synthase. Bases 1 to 663 code for a protein of 220 amino acids. The record is from RefSeq and is a predicted model, not a curated record. Gene Ontology annotation, biological process: riboflavin biosynthetic process. The transcript is spliced from 3 exons. Gene Ontology annotation, molecular function: 6,7-dimethyl-8-ribityllumazine synthase activity. Lineage: Eukaryota; Fungi; Ascomycota; Eurotiomycetes; Onygenales; Onygenaceae. Gene Ontology annotation, cellular component: intracellular anatomical structure; riboflavin synthase complex; mitochondrial intermembrane space.